Messenger RNA from Colletotrichum higginsianum IMI 349063, 1737 nucleotides. RefSeq names its product Phosphate-repressible phosphate permease. The transcript has 4 exons. Gene Ontology annotation, cellular component: membrane. Lineage: Eukaryota; Fungi; Ascomycota; Sordariomycetes; Glomerellales; Glomerellaceae. Gene Ontology annotation, biological process: phosphate ion transmembrane transport. The coding region runs from base 1 to 1737 and encodes 578 amino acids. The record is from RefSeq and is a predicted model, not a curated record.
AUGGCUCUCCAUCAGUAUGAUUACAUUUUUGCCAUCGGUACCAUCUUCGCGUUCCUCGACGCGUGGAACAUUGGUGCCAACGAUGUUGCCAACUCCUGGGCCACUUCGGUCUCGUCCCGAUCCAUCACCUACAUUCAAGCCAUGUCCCUAGGUUCCAUCCUCGAGUUUGCCGGUUCCGUCGGUGUUGGUGCUCGUGUUGCAGACACCAUCCGUACCAAGAUCGUGGAUAUCGACCUCUUCGAGAAUGACCCGGCUCUCCUCAUGCUCGGCAUGUGCUGCGCCGUCACCGCCUCCGCCAUCUACCUUACCAUCUGCACGAAAAUCGGUCUCCCCGUUUCCACCACCCACUCCAUCAUGGGUGGUGUCAUCGGUAUGGGUGUCGCGCUUAUCGGCGCUGAGAACAUUCACUGGGUUUCCCCGAGCGGCGACAUCAGCUCAGGUGUCGUCUCUGUCUUCCUCGCUUGGAUUAUCGCCCCUGGUAUCUCUGGCUCCUUCGCGGCAAUCAUUUUUACCAUCACAAAGUAUGGUGUCAUGUUGCGCAAGAACCCGGUCAUGAAGGGUCUCGCCCUCGUGCCCGUCUACUUCGGAAUCACGGCUUCUCUCCUGACCAUGUUGAUUGUCUGGAAGGGUGGCUCCAUCAAGGUUACCUUCAACGAUGGCGAGACGGCCGGUAUGAUCAUUGGUGUUGGUGCUGCUUGGGCUCUGCUCAUCACCAUCUUCUUCGUCCCCUGGUUGUACCGCAUGGUCGUCAAGGAUGACUGGCAACUGCGCUGGUACCACGUCUUCCUUGGUCCCCUCUUGCUCCGCCGCCCCGAGCCUCCCAUGCAGCCUGAAGGCCUGAGCGGAGGCAUCCGCGACUUCUACUCCGGCCACAUGACCAAGGAGGAGCUUGAGGCUGCUCGUGGUGGUGUCGUUUCUCCCACUCGCAGCAACGAUGUUGAAUCGGGCUCUGCCGACGGCGAGAAGACUGUUGCUCAGGACACCUCCGACGCUGCGACAGUUACUCCCCGCAAGAAUGAGUACGCUCACAAGCCCAUUGUCGGCCCUCGUCCUGAGGGAGUCUGGUACAGCGGUGCCGUUCUUUUCUGGAUGGUCAAGAAAGUCUUCCUGUCUGGUGUCGACCAGGACAUCAUCAACAUGCAGAAGAAGGAGAGUGUCCUUACCGGCGACUUGGAGGAGAUGCACGCUCAUGUCCAGCACUAUGACAACAAGGCGGAGUACCUGUACUCCUUCAUGCAAGUCAUGACUGCCUGCACCGCGUCCUUCACCCACGGUGCCAACGACGUUGCCAACGCCAUCGGACCCUACGCCACCAUUUUCCAGAUCUGGAACACCGGUGUCCUCGCUGGCAGCAAGUCUGACGUCCCCAUCUGGAUUCUCUGCUUCGGUGGUGCCGGUAUCGCCCUCGGUAUCUGGACUUACGGAUACAACAUCAUGCGCAACCUCGGUAACCGCCUGACGCUUCACUCGCCUGCUCGUGGUUUCUCCAUGGAAUUGGGCGCUGCUUGCACCAUUAUCCUGGCCACUCGUCUCAAGCUCCCCGUCUCUACUACUCAGUGCAUCACCGGCGCCACCGUCGGUGUCGGUCUCUGCUCCGGUACCUGGCGCUCCAUCAACUGGCGCAUGGUUGCUUGGAUCUACAUGGGCUGGAUCAUUACCCUUCCCACUGCUGGUAUCAUUUCCGGCCUCCUGGCCGGCAUCAUUGUCAACGCUCCUCGCUGGGGAAUGGCCAACUAA